AUGCUCACAUCUGCUUGUAGCAAACGCAAAGGACUAGAAAAAGCGUUACACCAAAUAGAGGAGGCGAUCAAGCGCCCCAAGACUGAUGCAGCGGGAUCUGAUGCUGCUCGAAAACUUAUUUCAAAUCUGCAAGAUCUCCUUAGCAGGACACAGGGGCAAUCUGCACCGAGUGAGGUCGAGGAGAUAUCAGACGACCCUGACCAGUCACAUACGAGAUCUCCUCCGCAAGAUGCCACUGCUGGUGACAAUCUAGCCUUGGAUGACGCGGAGAAUCCAUUGCAACUUCUCGCCAGAGCCUCUGACCUCCAAUUUUCGCCCGCCGAAUGCAGUAACGCACCCAAAUUGUCACCUUCAUCUGUGUCACAACCGUCUAUCAGAUUGGAUAGUAGCCACAACGAGGACGUGCCAAAUGUCAGAUCGUUUUUCGUCCCUGUCAGAGCGAACCUAGACCUCGGCCCGGACAUGGACCCUAUUGAACUGGGCCUGACUACUUUGCUCGAGGCAGAAUCACUUUUUUCUUUCUUCUAUGAGAAUUUAGCCCACACGCGGUGGGGACUGGAUCCGACUGUGCAUACAGCGUCAUUCGUACGCUCGCAGUCCGCCUUUCUUUUCACAUCAAUAUUGGCUGCAGCUGCCCGGUUUAACCCUUCUGCAGCAGCCUUAUCCAAGAGACUAACGAGGCACUGUACAUCACUGGCUCAUAAGGUCAUUGCUCAGCGUCAUCGAUCGGUAGAAAUCGUUUUGGCCUUCAUGGUAAACAUUCCAUGGAUGACCCCGGGGAACAGUUCUGGCGACGAUGACACAUGCUCCUAUAUUGCAAUGGCUUUGACCGUUGCGUUGGACCUUUCUCUCAACAAGAUAGUGACACCCCCAACAGGUUUUGAUAGUACUCUCCAGAACAGGCUUGCGAAGGCUGAUUGCAUUGAUGCAAAGAGAGCCUUGCACAUGGAUGGAUUCGAAGCUGUUGAUCCGGCUUCGGAAUGGGGCCGAAGAUUGUUACGCAGACGCGAGAGGACUUGGAUCGCGUUAUUUGUCCUCGAGCGUGGUGUCUGUUUGGCCCGCGGACGAAGCUAUACAGUCCCUCCGACUGCUCUCGUUGAAAAUUGUGACAGAUGGCAUAUCUCUGAUAUUGCCGAUUCUCGGGAUGGAUCUAUGAACUCUAUGGCAGUUCUCCGGAGGAAUUUAGAUGAACUCUUGAAAAAAGUGAAAUCGCGGUGCGACAAUUGCCGACUUGGGGACACUGGAUCUGAAGCUGCUCAGUCGAUUAAGAAACUUAUCGAAGACUUCUACGAUCAAUGGUACGCGGCUUGGGCUCUUGAGAUAGGUGGACCCUCACCACUCGAAGUCAAGCGGUUUUUUCGCGCUGCUGGCCUCUCUUCUGCAUUGAAUGUCAUGCGGGCAGCGAUUCAAGGAGAAUCGCGGCUGAAGUCCAUGCCCAACAAUACUGUGAUCAUGAUUGCCUUCGCUGCAUGCUCUGCGCUUAGCCUAAGUGUGAUGCCAGCGGACAGCAGGUCCAGUUUGGCACCGAGCGUGCGACAUUUGAUAGAGGAAACGGCUGAUGUCCUCGAACGGAUUGGGGCCACCCCAGCUCACAGAGAAGGUGCCUCUGUCUUGUAUGGACGACUGCUACGAGAGCUUGUUAGACGUGCUCAUGUGGGCUCCACUUCUCAAAAAAAUACCGAAGCAGUCCCGGUAGAGUCCUUACAGCCCUCCUCUACGUUGAACGAUUACUGCCCCGUACCUUCAGUAACCCAACCACCAAUGGAUCCCGCUACGUUAUGGCCGGAGACGCUACAAUUCUCCGCGAUGUCUGAUCACCAAAUUAUCGAUGCAGUGAACAGGGCUGACUCGGCAUUCGGCAUGAAUAUUCCUGACGUCCCACUGGAUGAUCUGAUGAACUGGGAUUGGUUCGACUUUGCCAAUGCAGCCGACUUGGUACCGAUUGUCCUGUGCGCUGCAAAUAAUGUCGAGCGUGGUUACGGAGAUGUGGGUCUUGGCCUCCUGUCGGUGCCCAGAAGUAGCUCCGAUUGCCGAAUGACACUUGCGCCCAAGAUCGAGCGUGGCGCUUCAAAAUUAUUCAAAGAUGCAGAUGAGGCUGUCGCGGACCUCAAGAGCGGGUCUACAAUCCUGAGCUCAGGAUUUGGCCUUUGCGGAGUCGCAGAUACACUUAUAUCGGCGAUCAAUCGCAGAGGCGUUGAAAAUCUGCAUUCCCUGACAGCAGUUUCGAACAACGCUGGAGCUCCUGGAAGAGGAGGACUUUCUACACUUACUCAAGCUGGACAAGUAAAUCGGUUGAUCCUAUCUUAUCUCGGGAACAACAAGGCUUUGGAGAAGAAGUAUUUGACCGGGAAGAUCGCUAUUGAGUUGUGUCCCCAAGGAACGUUAGCCGAGCGAUUACGUGCCGGAGGAGCUGGGAUUCCGGCAUUCUUCACUCCUACAGGGGCGCACACGCUACUCCAAGCCGGAGAAAUACCCAUCCGGCUAGAUGAGUCUGGAAAAGCAUUGGAGCGCGGCACGCCGCGAGAGACGAGGAUAUUCAAUGGCAAAACUUAUUUGAUGGAGACAGCCCUCACUGGCGAUGUAGCUAUCCUUCGUGCCUGGAAAGCAGAUGAGGCAGGAAACUGUGUUUUCAGGUAUACAACGAAGGCAUUUGGUCCGAUCAUGGCGAAAGCUGCCACUCUUACUAUAGUGGAAGCGGAAAACAUCGUCCCGGUUGGUUCCAUUGACCCUAAUGAUGUCGACCUGCCGGGCAUCUUCGUGGACCGAGUUAUUCCUGCUACGGCAGAGAAGCACAUCGAAAUCAAGAAAUUACGGUCUCCCGAAAAUGAGGAUGCGGGUAAGUCCUCAAGCGACCCUGCUAUGGUCCAGAGAAACCGAAUCGCCAGGAGAGCCGCAAAAGAGCUAAAGCAAGGAUAUUACGUUAAUCUGGGUGUUGGAAUUCCCACGCUGGCUCCGUCAUUCUUACCAGAAGGCGUGAAAGUUUGGGUGCAAUCAGAAAAUGGUAUUCUGGGCAUGGGACCGUAUCCCACUGAAGAUGAAGUCGACCCGGACAUCAUCAACGCUGGCAAAGAGACUGUCACCCUCAUGCCAGGUGCAGCUACGUUCGACAGCACUGAAUCGUUCGGCAUGAUUCGAGGUGGACAUGUUGAUGUAUCCAUCCUUGGGGCCCUGCAAGUGAGCGCCAAAGGCGAUCUAGCGAACUACAUGAUUCCCGGAAAGGUCUUCAAGGGAAUGGGAGGUGCUAUGGACUUGAUCUCUAAUCCAGACCAAACCAAGAUCGUUGUCGCUACUAGCCAUACCGCCAAGGACGGAUCUCCCAAGAUCGUCGCCGAAUGUAGCCUGCCUUUGACAGGCGCAAACUGCGUCAGUACGAUCAUCACAGACCUCUGUGUUUUCCAGGUUAAUCGAAGUAAAGGGGAGCUCCUGCUGACAGAGCUCGCCCCAGGGGUAGAAGUUGAAGAAGUCCGAAGCAAGACAGGGGCGAAGUUUGCUGUUGCAGAGCAAUUGGAGAUCAUGGAAUGA
Aspergillus thermomutatus is the source of this 3522-nucleotide messenger RNA. RefSeq lists its product as uncharacterized. The transcript has 16 exons. NCBI's taxonomy places the organism in Eukaryota, Fungi, Ascomycota, Eurotiomycetes, Eurotiales, Aspergillaceae. The record is from RefSeq and is a predicted model, not a curated record. Gene Ontology annotation, molecular function: succinyl-CoA:3-oxo-acid CoA-transferase activity. Bases 1 to 3522 code for a protein of 1173 amino acids.